Molecule: messenger RNA, 312 nt
Organism: Dovyalis caffra
Lineage: Eukaryota; Viridiplantae; Streptophyta; Magnoliopsida; Malpighiales; Salicaceae
Source: the annotation of a GenBank genome assembly
AUGCAAGAAAUUCACAUCAAAGAAACCACUCCAAUUCACCCUUCUACGCCUCCCUUCUCUCAAGACCAUACCCUUCCUCCCUCCCACCUUGACACUAACCGCAACCUCAAUGUCACAUUUCGCUACUUUUGUGUCUACGUUAACACCACCACAAAUGCCAACCACCCUUCCGAUGUCAUCGCGGCUGCGCCUUCCUCGGCUCUUGUCCACUACUACCCUCUGGCUGCCACUCUCUGCCGCGGCCAGGUUGUAGCUGGAUUGGUUGAGGAUAUUGGACUCUAUUUUUUAUUUUGGAUUGAUAUUGUUCCAUAG